Molecule: messenger RNA, 285 nt
Organism: Plasmopara halstedii
Lineage: Eukaryota; Oomycota; Peronosporomycetes; Peronosporales; Peronosporaceae
Product: cytochrome c oxidase assembly protein cox16
Exons: 3
Coding region: 1-285 (94 amino acids)
Cellular component (GO): mitochondrial membrane
Source: RefSeq, a predicted model, not a curated record
AUGUCCCGCCGCUUCUUCGCUUCAGCGACUGAGCUGCGUCCAAGGAAACAGCUGAAGAGAAAAAAUCAUUUUGCGACAGCAGGCCUUCCGCUUGUGCUUUUUAUUGUCGGAGGAUAUGUGGCAUUGACGCAGUUUGUCGGUGGUAAAUAUGAGGCAAGAGAUCACAUGGUUAAAAGUCAGUCUGAACACACUUUUAAUUUGGAGGAAGAGCACAAGAAAAUGACGCAAAAAUUAGCAUUGGACGAUUUUGAGCUCAAACCCGUCCCAAAACCAAAAGACCCGUAA